Nematolebias whitei (Rio pearlfish) is the source of this 2586-nucleotide messenger RNA. RefSeq names its product G protein-coupled receptor 179 (gene gpr179). The transcript has 14 exons. Bases 1 to 2586 code for a protein of 861 amino acids. Lineage: Eukaryota; Metazoa; Chordata; Actinopteri; Cyprinodontiformes; Rivulidae. Gene Ontology annotation, biological process: G protein-coupled receptor signaling pathway. The record is from RefSeq and is a predicted model, not a curated record. Gene Ontology annotation, cellular component: membrane. Gene Ontology annotation, molecular function: G protein-coupled receptor activity.
AUGACUGGUCACCAGCAGAGACCUUUUUGUAUACCGCCAGCUCUGAAUGCACUGACCAACACUGCUAACUUUCUUAACAUGGUCUUCCAGGCCAGUGACCUGCGAGAGAGUACCGUCCAGGAGGAUAUGGAAUGGUACCAUGCCCUAGUCCGUGCCCUUCUUGAGGCUGACAUGGUCAUUCAACGGGCUCUUAUCACGUUUGAUGCUGACCCAACUGCCCAGGUGCCACAACUGGUUCUUCACGCAACCCGUAACCCAUCUGCUAAGCAGGAAACCAUCGUCCUCCAGGACUUUUCAAAGGCCUGGGAGAGCCUUCACCCUCCAUCCAAUCAGCAGACAGCCUCUCUGUCCAAGCGGGUGCUCCUCAAUGACCUCAGCACCUUAGACACCCCCAAGUGGGGUCAGGGCGACAGCUAUGUGACCGAUCACAGCGGCGUGCGCUGGGCCAGCGCUCCAUAUCUGGACUGUAAGGAUGGACGCUUUGUACCUGGCUGGGUGUUGACCCUGUCCAUCUCCUUCUACGGACUCAAACCUGAUCUGACGCCAGAGUUCAGAGGUGUUAUACGUGUGGAUGUCAACAUUCAGGGCAUCGACUUGAACCAGUGUGCGACAGGCGACAGCUGGUUUGCUGAUACUCACCAGUGCAAUCGCACCACCAUGGAGUGUGUGCCAGUUUCGGGUCGGGGCUUUCGACUGGGUCAGUACUGCUGCCGCUGUAAGGAGGGAUACUACAACCCUGACAUUCCUCCAGAGGACUUGGACGGAGGCCCUGUGAACAGCAGUGACAGCAGUGGUACGUGUUACCCGAACAUGCCCAUCUGUCUCCCAUGCUGGCCGGGUUGUAAGAGCUGCCAGGACAGCACCCCUUGCUGGGUGCAGGAGGACCGGCCGCUCAGGGCCGGAGUGCUGGCCCUCCAGGGGGUCUUUAUGUUCCUCAUCUUGGUCAGCAUGAUGGUAGCCUACCGACACCGCCAGAACCGGAGGAUCCGAGCUUCUGGUCUUCUGCUGCUGGAGACCAUCCUGUUUGGCUCUCUGCUCCUCUACUUCCCGGUUUUUAUUCUGUACUUCAAACCGAGCACCUUCAGGUGCAUUUUGCUCCGAUGGGUUCGACUGCUUGGUUUCUUCAUUGUCUACGGCACAAUCACACUGAAGAUGUACAGGGUGCUGAAGGUGUUCCUCUCACGCACAGCCCAGAGGAUGCCCUACAUGUCCAGCCUCCACCUGCUCAGGAUACUGGGGGUGAUGCUGAUGACAGUCAGCUGGUUCCUGUGUGCGUGGACAGUCGGCGUCCUUCAGAACCGCGACAGGAACAUUCCAGUUUUUGUCACAGCCACAACAUCGGAUGGACAGAGCUUCAACCUGUGUUACCUAGACCGCUGGGACUACAUGAUGGCUGUGGCUGAGCUCCUGUUCCUGUGCUGGGGCAGCUCCCUGUGGACGGCUGUCAGGCCCGUCCCCUCAGCCUUCCACGAACCUCGCUACAUGGGCAUUGCCAUCCACAAUGAGCUGGUCCUCUCCUCCAUGUUUCAUUUAUUCCGGUUCACCUUUCAGUCUCUCCAUCCUGACUGGAUGCUGCUGCUCUCCUUUACACACACCCAUGUAACCAUCACCAUGACACUGGUCCUGCUCUUUGUUCCAAAGUUCAUCCAUGCAUCUAAACCUGCAAGAGAGGAGGUAGCAGCAGAGGUGUACGAAGAUGAAGUGGAUCUGCGACGUUCUGCUUCGUGCCUCAACAACAGCUUCCGCUCUGCUUGGAGUGAGCACAGCAUGGAUCCAGACGAUUUCCGGGAUGAGCUAAAGAAGUUGUAUACUCAGUUAGAAGUGAACAAGACAAAGAAGAUGACCGCAAACAACCCUCAUCUGUCAAAAAAGCGCAGUUCUCGUUGUACGCUGGGGAGAUCCCUUAUAAAACGCAUUGCCGAGUUCCCAGAAACUGUGAGCCGGCGGUGCAGUCGUGAUGACAGAGAUGGAUCUUUCCGCAGCAGACGUGGAAGUCACUGCGACUCUUUUAGGAGGUCCCCGGAUACCAUAAGUAUCAGUUACCGAAGUUCAAUAAAAUCACCAUCACCAUCCAUACGCAAGUCCCAAAGUGAUCAUUUCUAUAUCCGAGAAAGAGGCUCUUCAUUCCGUGAGACUACAUUAAAGAGCAAUUCUGUGAAGAGAUCCUCCCAGCGAUCUGAGACAGACUCCUUGGACAUUCCACCAGGGGUCUGUAAGUCAGCCAGUGCUCACAACUUAACAAUCGAUACAAAUCUUCUGCAUCCUGAUCACACAAGACUUCAUAAAUCCUGGAGCCUAAGCUCCUCUACCACACAUUCUAUAGAGAAUAUAUCAAAACUAUCUAGAUCAAGCACAAUGCGGUCCAGGCAGAGCAUUUCCAUAAGUGACCAAACCAGGAGUGCUCUCCAGUCUGAGUCAUUUGACAAGGCUGAGAUCUGUCCAUGGGAAGUGGAACCAGAACAGCCAGGAGAAAAGAACCAGAAGCAUGUCACAUAUGCAAAUUCCAAGAAUGGAGAAGAAAAAGGCCCACUUUCCCCACAAGCAAUUUGUCAGCAAGUGCACCAGGCUCUCCCAGACCAAAGGUGA